Molecule: messenger RNA, 1565 nt
Organism: Salmo salar (Atlantic salmon)
Lineage: Eukaryota; Metazoa; Chordata; Actinopteri; Salmoniformes; Salmonidae
Gene: fhl5
Product: four and a half LIM domains 5
Cellular component (GO): nucleus; Z disc
Molecular function (GO): transcription coregulator activity
Source: RefSeq, a predicted model, not a curated record
CAAUGAUGUGCCCACUUAAUCCUGGUUUACCCUUCUCCAUCCCAACGCCUGAUCCUCACUCUGCAGCCCUCAAUUCAGUCUCUCCUUGGAAGCAACAUCAUCAGAGGUAAAGAGCAAGCAUGUCUACAGAGCGGUUUGACUGCCAUUACUGCAAGGAGUCCUUGUUGGGAAAUAAAUAUGUUAUGAAGGAGGAUACUCAGUACUGCACUAAGUGCUAUGAGAACUUGUUCUCCAAUUGCUGUGAAGUGUGCUCUCUGCCUAUUGGGUGCAACUGUAAGGAUCUGUCCUAUAAGGAUUGCCACUGGCAUGAGCAGUGCUUCAAGUGUGCCAAAUGCAGCCGCCCUCUGGCAGAAAAGCCAUUUGCAGCUAAGGAUGAACAACUUCUCUGCACAGAGUGUUACUCCCAUGAGUACUCCUCCAAGUGCUCCACCUGCAAGAAAACCAUCAUGCCAGGUUCCCGCAAAAUGGACUACAAGGGGAACAGCUGGCAUGAGACCUGCUUCCUGUGCCACCGCUGCCAGCAGCCAAUCGGAACCAAGUCCUUCAUCCCCAAAGACAACGGCUACUUCUGCGUGUCCUGUUUUGAGAAGCAAUUUGCCUAUCAGUGCUGUGCCUGUAAAAAAGACUUGUGUCAUCCGCCCCCGCUGUGCUGGCGUGUCGUGUGUGUAUAUCUCCUUAAGGCCAUUACGACCGGUGGGGUGACCUACAAUGAUAAACCCUGGCACCGUGAGUGUUUCCUGUGCAUCGGCUGUAAGAAACAGCUAUCUGGACAGCGUUUCACCUCCAGAGAGAACUACCCCUACUGUCUGGACUGCUUUAGCAACCUCUAUGCCAAGAAGUGUGUUGGAUGCACCAAACCCAUCACCAGUCUGGCUGGAGCCAAGUACAUCUCCUUUGAGGAGCGCCAGUGGCACAGCGAGUGUUUCACCUGUAUGCAGUGCUCCGUGUCUCUAGUGGGCCGUGGCUUCCUCACCCAGCGUGACGACAUCCUGUGCACCGACUGUGGCAGAGAGAAGUGACCUCACUGGGGAGGUCGCAACCUUAUGACUUUUUAACAAUCCAGCACAGGUCACACCACACUCAAACCAUACUACAACAUAUUCUGAAACACCACACCAAAACCCUACCCAGCGAGAAGUGACCUCAGCAGUUGGUCACUAUAUUGACCUUUAUAUCAUUCUAUUGUUGUUUCAGUGUUGUGACGUUUGUGAGGAGAGGAGCCUUUGAUGUACACCUGUAGUUUCCCCUUUCAAGAGUAGUAAUAGAAUCUUAUGACAAGUUAAAUGUAUGAUUUACAGAAUAAUCUCACUUGUGAUAAUCUAAAUGACAAAGGGAUGUACUUGACACCAAUUAAUUUGUCUGCACAUUAGUCUUUGCUGUUUGCAUGUUUUAUGUUGUCAUCAUUAUUCAAAUCAAAGUAAUAGUAGUUUAAAUAAGGUGACAAUCUAAACUGAGUGGUUCAUUUUUUGUUCAAAUCUAAAUUCAGACCGUGAUUUAUGAAUGCAUCUUUGAUGUUAAAUGAAUAGCACUGCUUUGCCUUAAUGAAUAAAAGUAGUGUGGUGUCA